Fusarium vanettenii 77-13-4 is the source of this 888-nucleotide messenger RNA. RefSeq lists its product as uncharacterized. The transcript is spliced from 3 exons. Gene Ontology annotation, molecular function: protein serine/threonine kinase activity; ATP binding. Gene Ontology annotation, biological process: peptidyl-serine phosphorylation; autophagy. Gene Ontology annotation, cellular component: cytoplasm. Bases 1 to 888 code for a protein of 295 amino acids. The record is from RefSeq and is a predicted model, not a curated record. NCBI's taxonomy places the organism in Eukaryota, Fungi, Ascomycota, Sordariomycetes, Hypocreales, Nectriaceae.
AUGUCAUCGUCGCUGGGGGUUUGGGAUAGCGAAGACAUUGAGCAGUCUAGGGUCCGGAAUCGCGACUUCCCUGGCGGCCCUUACAUUCGAGGGACUCUUCUAGGUCAAGGCGGCUUCGCCUGCGUUUACAAGGUUCUUCGGCAACGCGAUGGAGGCGUGUUUGCCGGCAAGACCUCUCCUAAUGCAGUGAAUAACCUCCGCAGGGAGGCUUCCGUGCUCCGAAAUCUGAACCACGAACACAUCGUCAAGUACAUUGACUAUUACGAGGACGCAGACUAUCCCUCCGCAAAUGUCCUCGUACUGGAGCUUUGCCCACAUGGCAACCUGCAAACACUCAUCAACGACUACACAUAUGGCGUACCACAGAAGAAGACGCUGGAAGUGAUGCUUCAACUCUCACGGGCUCUUCGAUACCUCCACGGACAGGGUCGUUACCACGGAGACUUUAAACCGCGAAAUGUCCUAGUUCGAUCGUGGGAUCCUGUCAACGUGGCCAUGGCCGACUGCGCGGAUUCAUACUGGUCGCCGUACGUCUUUCGACACAACCGACACGCAGGGACUAGCGACGACAUCUGGGCCCUGGGCGUCUCCCUGCUCGCCAUGAUGUCGCAGUCUCCUAGAUUCGUCAAGAAGGAGGAGCGCAUGUAUCCCCGACAAUGCCACACACACGCCCAGAACCUGCUGGAUCUGAACCCGGAUCAUGACAUUGUCGGGCUCGCGAGUCGCAUGCUGGAAUGGAAUCCCAAGGCUCGAGUGACAGCAGCGGAGCUUGUCGAGGUCAUCCCCGACAUGCUCGACAAGGUCGAACGACAAGAAUAUGAGACAGGGAUGGCAAAGAGGAUGGAACUCAAGAUUCCAGAGGGUUUUGAGCCCAUCGUUUUCUGGUAA